AGCCCCGGAGCAGCAGCGUGAGCCAUGAAGACGAAGGUGUUCCUCGGCCUCAUCCUCAGCGCGGUGGUGACCGCCUGCCUGUGCCGGCCGGCAGCGAAGGUCCCGGGAGGCUCCCACCGCCCCCCCUCCAGCCCGGCCCGGCGGGAUUGGCCCGAGCCCCCCGCCCAGGAGCAGCAGCAGCGCUUCAUCUCCCGCUUCCUGCCCCACGUCUUCGCAGAGCUGAGCGACCGCAAAGGCUUCGUGCAGGGGAACGGGGCGGUAGAGGCCCUGCACGACCACUUCUACCCCGACUGGAUGGACUUCGGCCGCCGGAGCGCCGAGGAUGCGGCCGAUGCUGCGUAG
Centrocercus urophasianus (Greater sage-grouse) is the source of this 342-nucleotide messenger RNA. RefSeq names its product gastrin/cholecystokinin-like peptide. Gene Ontology annotation, molecular function: hormone activity. The record is from RefSeq and is a predicted model, not a curated record. NCBI's taxonomy places the organism in Eukaryota, Metazoa, Chordata, Aves, Galliformes, Phasianidae. Gene Ontology annotation, cellular component: extracellular region. The transcript has 3 exons. The coding region runs from base 25 to 342 and encodes 105 amino acids.